GAGUCCUUGGGGGAGGAUGACGGAGGAGGCAGGAGGUGGACUCCUCAGGCGGAAUUAAGGGCAAGAGACAGCAUGGGCUUAAAGAGAAGAGAGUGAGGCUGCACAGCUGGUGGAAGGAAGGAAGGAAGAAGCAGACAGAGGCACAUACUAGGGCAGCAGCAGAGAUGGAACAGGAAAAGGAGAAGCCCCUUCAGGAUGGGACCACUCCCUCUACCCCAAACCAGACAGCAAACAAUUCUGGACCUGAGGGGACUGGAUGCUCCACAGAGGAGGAGUUAGCCAAAGACAUGGCCCAGAAGAUGUCCAAUAAGGAAUCUGCAGACACGACGAAGGCUGAACCCAAGAAGGAAGAGAAUAUAACAGAGGAAGCCAAGUCUAAGUCCAAGAUAGAGGCUGACCCAAAAGCUAAGUCUGAUCCCAAGAAGGAAGGUGAUGAAAAAGAGGAGACCAAACCUGUAGCUCAGGGAAAGGCAGAUGAGGAAGAAGAGGCCAAGUCCGGUUUGAGAAAAGAUGCUAAUGGGAAAGAGGAGGCCAAGUCUGAACCCAAGGAAGAGGCUAAUGAGAAAGGAGAAGACAAGACUGAACCCAAAGAAGAGGCUGAUGGGAAAGGGGAGGCCAAAUCUGAACCCAAGGAAGAGGCUAAUGAGAAAGGAGAAGCCAAGAUUGAACCCAAAGAAGAGACUGAUAGGAAAGAGGAGGCCAAGUCUGAACCCAAGGAAGAGGCUGAAAGGAAAGAGGAGGCCAAGUCUGAACCCAAGAAAGGGAAUGAUAAAGAAGAAACCAAAUGUAAUUCAACAGAGGGGGCAACAAAAGAAUCUGAGAAGGGGCAUAAGGAGACUUCCUGUUCAGAAUUGGUGGCAGAAACCAUUUCUGACACUCAGGUCAUCCAGGAGGUAGGUGGUACUGAUGGAGAGCCAGGCAAUGAGGCUGAGGAACAAGGAGAAGGCUCAGGAGCAAUGCCCAGCUCCCCAGAGGAGUGGCCAGAGAGCCCCACAGGAGAGGGACAGGACCUCAGCCCAGAUACCAUUGGUCCAGACAGCCCAACAGCCAGUGACUCCUCCCCCAGCGAUGUCCCCCAGAGUCCCACAGGUCCCUCUCCUUCUGAGGAGAAAAAGAAGGAGAAGCCAUCAGAACCCAGAGCCUCUGCUCCAACUCGACCCCGAGGACCCAGGGCUCAGAACCGAAAAGCCAUCGUGGACAAGUUUGGUGGGGCAGCAACAGGCGCUGCCCCCCUUUUCCGGAAUGCCAAGGCAGCAGGGGCAGCUGUGGGCAGCGUCAGGAACAUGCUGCUUGAAUGGUGUCGAGCCAUGACCCGAAAAUAUGAGCACGUGGACAUCCAGAACUUCUCCUCCAGCUGGAGCAGCGGGAUGGCCUUCUGCGCUCUCAUCCACAAAUUCUUCCCUGAUGCCUUUGACUACAGCGCCCUCGAUCCCAAGCAGCGCCGAGAGAACUUCACCCUGGCCUUCUCCACUGCCGAGAAUCUAGCUGACUGUGCCCAACUGCUGGAAGUAGAUGACAUGGUCCGGCUGAGCGUCCCUGACUCCAAAUGUGUCUACACCUACAUCCAGGAGUUGUACCGCAGCCUUGUGCAAAAGGGACUGGUGAAAACCAAGAAGAAGUAAAGAACAUGAGAGUCCGUGGCAGGAGCAGCCCAUAAGGACAUCUGGUUGAUGCUAAUGGGACUUCCUCUUGCUCUUUGGCAUCCCUCAGUUAUUUAGGAGGUGACUAAAGACACAGGGAGGACAGAGGCAUAUGGGGCAGCACAGUGACAUCCUGGGGCUUCUAGGGUCCAUGCCCCCAGUCCCCAGGCACCCUACCCCAAGAUAAGGAAUAGCCAAAGAAACUUUCCUGAGAACACUC
Gracilinanus agilis (Agile Gracile Mouse Opossum) is the source of this 1860-nucleotide messenger RNA. It is a transcript of the gene SMTNL1, whose product is annotated as smoothelin like 1. Bases 165 to 1622 code for a protein of 485 amino acids. Gene Ontology annotation, cellular component: microtubule organizing center; filamentous actin. The transcript has 8 exons. NCBI's taxonomy places the organism in Eukaryota, Metazoa, Chordata, Mammalia, Didelphimorphia, Didelphidae. Gene Ontology annotation, biological process: actin cytoskeleton organization. The record is from RefSeq and is a predicted model, not a curated record. Gene Ontology annotation, molecular function: protein binding.